Molecule: messenger RNA, 888 nt
Organism: Papaver somniferum (opium poppy)
Lineage: Eukaryota; Viridiplantae; Streptophyta; Magnoliopsida; Ranunculales; Papaveraceae
Exons: 4
Coding region: 1-888 (295 amino acids)
Molecular function (GO): zinc ion binding; nucleic acid binding
Source: RefSeq, a predicted model, not a curated record
AUGAGCUGUAAUAAUGAGCCUAGAACCUACCCAUGUACUAUUUGUGGUGACCAAGGUCAUACUGGACCUCAAUGCCCCUUGUUUUACCCUAGAGAAACUACUCGUGACCAGGUUAGUGUCCUACAUGGUGGUAUGAACUCUAAAUAUGAGAGUCGACCCAAGUUUGAUCCCUAUUCUAAUACCUAUAACCCUGGUUGGAGACAUAACCCUAAUUUCUCGUGGUCUAAAGGUGCCCAUCAGGAUGACCCAUAUGCCAACCCACCACCAGUUUUUUCUAGGAACCAAUCUCAAGUCCAAGAACCGAGUUCAGUUGAUAAAAAGGUGUCAUCUCCAGAGGAAAAUCUAAACCUCUUUAUUGAACGUAGUGUUAUAAACAAUGCCGAGGCUACCAAAAAUAUUAACCUUUUAAGUCAGAUGUUUGAUAACUUUGGUCAGAAGUUCGAUGACUUUGUCCUGAUGAGUCAACGGAGUGGUAAAACUUUAGAGAACUCGGUAGAACCACCUAAGGACAAAGGUCCAGCUGAAAAAGAGACUGAGGUUGACCAAACUUCGUCUAAAGACCCUAAUGGGCCUGAAGGUGCUAAGAGUCCAAGUAGCCAAAAGAUAGAAAAUGCUCUUUUAGAUCUUGGGGAUAGUGUGAAUCUUUUACCGUCCUCCAUAUAUGAACAACUUGGACUAGGUGAGAUGAAACCAAUUAAGAUAACACUACAGUUAGCCGAUAGUCAAGAUAUUAAUAGCCCAACCAUCUUAGGUCGUCCGUUUCUAGUCACUACAAAUGCAGUCAUACAUUGUCAAACUGGCCUAGUAGAAUUUUCCUUUGGGAAUCAGAAAAUCUCGGUAAACGUUUUUAAGGCUUUACAAGCCCCACCAGACCCCAAACACUAUUAG